AGCUGAGUGACAGGGGGAGGUGUCCAACCCGCGGCGCGUGUGGGCGGCUGGCGGUGUGGGCGCGGCGUGUGCGGCAGGCUGAGCUGCACCGCAGCGCAUACACUACAAUGGCUGCUGGAAAGAGGGGAAAGCAAACAAUUUCCAGGCCCGCCGCGUCCAGCCCGAAAUAUGGGGAAAAAAUUACAGAAAAAUCGGAGAACCCUGUAAAAGGCGGGAAGAAGGCGCUGAAGGGAUGCUAAGGCUCCCGCGAUCAGCAAAAAUGGGAAGCACUGGAUUCUGGUUUGCUCCUAGACAUGUCAAUGGAACUGGUUAAGACCAAAAUCUGAAGGUUUUUCUUCAUUAUCCAUCACCAGGUGUGCACUGAACAGAGGCUACCAUAAAUCUGUUUUGAGUAUGAACACCUUUUAAAAUGUCCCCUUUUGCUUUCUUUAACGACCACAUGAAACUUGAGAAGCCAUCUAAAGCUAAAUCAUUUAGUGGAGUUGGGCAAUUCCCAAGUGUCCAACAAGAAGGCCUGGUUUAGGCUGCGAUGGCCACUGUCAUUCCUGGUGAUUUGUCAGAAGUAAGAGAUACCCAGAAAGUCCCUUCAGGGAAACGUAAGCGUGGUGAAUCCAAACCAAGAAAAAACUUUCCUUGCCAACUGUGUGACAAGGCCUUUAACAGUGUUGAGAAAUUAAAGGUUCACUCAUACUCUCACACAGGAGAGAGGCCCUACAAGUGCACACAACAAGACUGCACCAAGGCCUUUGUUUCUAAGUACAAAUUACUAAGGCAUAUGGCUACUCAUUCUCCUGAGAAAACCCACAAGUGUAAUUAUUGUGAGAAAAUGUUUCAUCGAAAAGAUCACCUAAAGAAUCACCUACAUACACAUAAUCCCAAUAAAGAGGCCUUUAAGUGUGAAGAAUGUGGAAAGAACUACAACACGAAGCUUGGGUUUAAGCGUCAUCUGGCUUUGCAUGCGGCAACAAGUGGUGACCUCACCUGUAAAGUAUGUUUGCAGACAUUUGAAAGCACAGGGGUGCUGUUGGAGCACCUAAAAACUCAUGCAGGCAAAUCAUCAGGUGGCGUGAAGGAGAAAAAGCACCAGUGUGAACACUGUGAUCGUCGGUUUUACACCCGAAAGGAUGUCCGAAGACACAUGGUAGUGCAUACUGGAAGAAAGGACUUCCUGUGUCAGUACUGUGCACAGAGAUUUGGCCGGAAGGAUCACCUAACACGGCAUAUGAAGAAAAGUCACAACCAAGAACUUUUGAAGGUCAAAACAGAGCCAAUGGACCUUCUCGACCCAUUUACUUGCAAUGUUUCUGUGCCUAUAAAGGAUGAGCUGCUUCCAGUGAUGUCUUUAUCUUCCAGUGAACUGAUAUCAAAGCCAUUCACAAACACUUUGCAAUUAAAUCUCUAUAACACUCAAAUUCAGUCCAUGCAGAGUUCAACAUCUGCACACCAAAUGGUUGCCACAUCAUUACCCUUAGGAAUGCCUUGUCCAAUAGAUAUGGAAUCUGUCCACCCUUCUCACCAGCUUUCUCUAAAAUAUCCACUCAGUUCUACCUCAUAUACAGUUUCUAUGACUGAUAAAGAGCAGCCAUUGAAAGGGGAAAUUGAAAGUUACUUAAUGGAGCUGCAAAGUGGUUUGCCUUCUUCAUCCCAAGAUUCUCAAGCAUCUUCAUCUAAACUGGGAUUGGAUCCUCAAGUGGGGCCACUAGAUGAUGGAUCUGGGGAUGUUUCCCUUUCCAAAAGUUCUGUUUCAAUUAGUGAACCUCUAAGUACCCCAUCACUGGACUUUUCUCAGUUGUUCAAUUUUAUACCAGUAAAUGGACCUCCUUUUAACCCUUCUGUUUCUGUUGGAAAUCUUGGAAUGAAUUACACACAAGAGGAGGCACAUUCAUCUAUGACUCAGCUUCCUCCACAGGCACAAGAUCCACAAGACCCUGGAAACAGUAUAGGUCUUGGGUCUUUGCAUUCAUUGUCAGCAGCUUUCACAAGCAGUCUAAACACAACCACGACCCUACCACGUUUUCAUCAAGCUUUCCAAUAGGUUGAAAAAACAACCUUGUGACAGUUUAUUUGUAGAAAUGCCUUAGAUUACUUUUAUUAAUGUAGUGCCUACUAUGUCAUUUGUAAAUCUACUUUUGUACAGUACCAAUCUCAUUAAGCCAGUAUGAAAUUCAAAUUUAACUCCUAAAAUAUUUUGAAUGUGUUCAUUCAGUUGUUUACUUUGGUUUUUUAAAAAGUCUCUAUUUUUCACUGCCAAUAUACCCAUAUACAUACAUACACACUCUUUAAAAAAACCAUUCCCACUAAAUGUUAUGCUUCCCUUGUUUAAAAUUUCAUUAAGAUUUGAUAAUUCUGUUAGUGAAUUGGUGGCUAUAUAAUAGUGUUAAAAAUAGCAACAAAACAUUAAUGUUACUACAUAUAAAUUUCUGGGGGGAAAUCAGGAAAAUGUUGCCUUGUUCAUAACCUGAAAUAAUGUUUUAUAAAAGAGUAAAAUGUUAACUCUUGUAUGAAAAAUGUACAGUGUUUACCUGUAGAAUUCUUUAAUGGUCUGAAGGACAUACCAUUUUUGCUCAAGUAACCUCAAAAAGUUAGGAAGAAAUUUCUAAUUUGACAAGCGCAAUUAUGUAGUAGUAAAAUUUGGUAAGAAAAAAUGCCUAUUUGGCAGAUUUAAAAAGAGGUAAAAAUUAAGAGCUGACAUUCAGUAGAAAUUGUGUAAUUUUACUUUUUUACUAGAAAGAAUACAGUAUUUCACCUUUUCUGUAAGUAUCCAUUUUUCCCAGCUGACUUAUCCAAAAUGUGAGGUCAGAUCCAACCGGAAAAUGUCAUAACUUGUCAAUCUGAUUUUUAGAAUGCAGUCAGAAAAUGAAUGUAAUUUUUUGAAAAUACAUCUUUUUCCAUAUUUUCAUUGGAGCAGAUCUCUUGAGUUGUAUUUCAUGGUGUUUAAUGUCACCCUAAGCAACAACUUAGAUGAUGAUCACACUUACCACGCCUGGGUAUUUGGCUAGUGACUUUUUUUCACUGCCAAGAAUUAAAAACAGGACUCUUAGGAGUUAAGUAAAAGCAUAUUGCUUAUGCCACUUUUACCUAAUAUUCAAGGGUAUUUAGGAAAAGUAAUGACAAAAAUGGCAAAUUCAUGCUGUAUGUCAAAUUUCUGUUCCUCUGCAAAGCACCCUCUUAUAUUCCUUACCCCCGAUAGCAAAAGAGGGGGAAACUGUGAUAAAUGCAAGGUAGUUUUGCUAUAACUCGGUAACAUUAUUUUCCAUUUCAUAUUAAGGAAAAACAAUUUAUAUUGCUUAACUAUCUCCAAUCAUUUGUGUGGAUGAAUACAAGGUUUUUAAGAGGUUAAAAUAAAUAUACUUCACAGAAACAAAAGUUGCUCCCAUUUAAGGAGCUUUGGCUCCCAAUAUUUGUAUCAUUAGUUCCUACUUUUUUAUUGUAGGAACAAUAUGCAGGUGUGAUUUUACUAUUUUAUACUGAUAUGUAUUUAAAUUUUAUUACUGAAUGGUAACUUUUUAUAAAUGUUUAUGUUCCAAAGGCAUUAAAAUAAGGAUGUAUUAAUAAGGAAAAUACCUUUUCAAAAUUCUGCAAGCUGCUCCAAUAUGCUGUGAGAAUACUUUCUCAAAGUAGACUUUAGCUCUGCUGCAUGAUUGCUUCCUUUUAGUUUCUAUGAAACAGAUAGCUUAAAUAUAUCUUUAGUGGAAUGAUUUGUUCAAUAUUGCUUUCCAGCCUCUUAGCACCAUAAUUUUUAAAGGUGAAAAACAAAUCUCAGAAGAAAAAUUGGAAAUAUUACGAAGCUACUUCAGAACCCAAAUGGCAAAAACCAAGUUGAAUCCUUUUUCUUGGGUUUUUAAAAAAUAUUAAAAAGGCUUUAUAUCUCUGACGGAGUCUCAUCCUAUGAGGAAACUUUAAACGUCCUUGUGUGCUCUAUGUAGACACUGAAGGUAGUAAACCUCACAGAAUCAGCAUCUGAGUGACUGGCCUUAUCCCACUUUUCAUUCACUUAAAACAGUUGUAUAACUUAGUGGAAACAGCAUUAUUGGACAACUGUUGAAAAAUGCAUAUUGGCCAUUUCAGAAGUGUGUUGAACUAGUUUUAGCAUUUCAGUUUCUAAUGGAUGCUUACCACUACAUUUCUUACGGGGUUUGACAGGGACAGUAUAUAUAAACAAUGUUAUCUGUGUUCAGUGUUAGUUGCUGGUUAAUUUGAUUUAAAAAACAAAACAAAACCACCCUAGUUUUGCCAGUUCUACUUGGUACCUCUGAAGACUCCAUAUUGUUGUGAUUCCUUUAGGUUGUAAAAUAAGAUUAGACAGGUACACUUCAAAGUACCAGUAGGGACCUCAGACAAGAUAUUGAACUUCAUUCAGUUAGAGCUUUGGCGGAUGGCUACACCUUGUAUGCACACCACUGAAGUAGGAUGUACAAGUAUGUGGAAGCAGAUCGACAGUUUAGGCAAUAUUUACACAUUAAUGCUUUAUGACUAUCAUUUAGGCAGAGUCAUUAUUGGCAACUUUAAAAUGUCAAUUUUUAAAGCCUAUUUUGUAGUUACCAGGUUAAUUUUUAAUGGUGAGUGUGGUGUGUGCUGGCUGAUCAUGCACCACACUUUGUGCAACUUCUAAACUUCUGCUAUGGAUUUUAAAAAAAUAUUAUAUAUAUAAUUUGCUUGUGUUUUUAUUAGUAGUGAAUUGUGGAAUAGAGUGAUUUAUUCAUUUGGCAGUAGAGGUUUUCAAAAACCAUAUACUGACUAAAACAUGAGCCAGACCUGAUUGCUUUAUUAAGCUAAUAAUGAAUGUUAAGAGUACAUAUUUUCAGGAUCUUUUGCCUAGUGAGCUCUAUAUGUAUUGUAGGCCAAUGUUGUUGUUUGAUGUUUUUUAAACUAAAGCUCGAUCAACUUCUGUGUUACACAUAAUACAAGAUAUAGCACUUUCAAAAAGAAAAUCUAAACCUUAUAAAAAGAAUUUCUUACAGGUUAUACUUUCUAUUAUAAAAUCUUCUAUUAUAAUGUUUCAAGUGCCAUUAGAUUACAUAUGUGGGCCUUUGUUAUAAUGCUUUGGGUACAAAAUGGUAAACAUUGUAACUUUUAACAGGUACAUCUUACAGUGUUUUUGUAUCAAUUUGCUAUAUUGCACAGAACCAGUGUGUCUUUUUAAAAGGGUUUUACAGUGGAUUCCUAGGUUUACAUGUUUCAAGCUAUGCUGUCUUCUGCCAUUUUAACAACAGUCCAGAAAUUGAGUUGUCAACAAUAGUUAAGUGUAUGCUCUGGAAUCUUAGACAUAGCAGUCACAUGCCCACUAAUGCUAGGUAAGUCCCAUACAUUUCAGUGGGAAUUACAUACGUGAAAUUAGGCACACAAGUUCAGCCUUACAGCCCAAUCCUAUACAUGUUUACUCCUUAGGCCCACUGAAUUCAGUGGGAUUUACUUCAUGUAAAUGUGCAUAGGAUUGCAACCUUUCAGAAUGUUAAAUAUGCAGUAUUCUAAAUAGAUGAUGUCCUACCAUAGCUGUGCUGCUGUUGGAAUUCAACAUAGGGUUGAUCCUGUGCCUGUUAGUAUAAAGAGAAGGAUUAAGCUCUUAAUUAUUUGUCUCAUACACUGGUUUAGCAGCUCAAAAUUAUGUGCCUCUUAGUAACAGAACAAAUACAUUACACUUAUUUGCUAUGAAGUAUACUGUGUUGGCUCAGCUGCCUAUCUGCAUCCUAUUGGUAUACAAUGAAAGGAUUCACCUGUUUAACAUUAGAGGAAGGCAAUUUAAAUGGAGCUCACAGUAAACAAAAAGUGUUAUACAGUCCUUUUAUCCCUUAUAAAAUAAGGGUAGUUGUAUGCUAGAAGGCCAUGUCUUUUGAUACGUUAUUGAACCCUAAAAUUGACACAGAACUAUUGUUAAUUGCAUGCAAACACUUUUCAGUAUAAGCUUCAGUGGUACAGUUGAACCAGAAUGAAUGUUGAUCUUCUCAGAAACACUCCUGCAAAUAUAUUAUAGUGGAUCAUGCUGCUAAUAUAACUUGGGAUACAACUCCUCUCAUGGUGCUACAGACCUCCCUCUCUCAUUCAGACUGAUGUACUUUUAUCCAUAGAGAAAGGCCUAUACUAGAUUUAUAGAUGUAUGAUAUAUUUUUAUACUGUGACUUAAUUUGUCAUUAAUGAAUUUUGUACACCACCAUGUAUUCAUAUGCACUUGCAAAAGGAGAAACUUGGAUAUGCAAAUUUUUACCCAAAUAAACCUAUUUUCAAAACUAGAUUAUGACAAAUGAAAGGGGGGCUUUUGAUAUGGUGUGAAGUGAAGAACAUACUUGUUUCUAACAGCCCUUCAAAUAUUGAUUUAACUGGGAAAUAUUAUUAUUUUUAAAAGGAUGACACCUGAACCUGACUUGGAUUGCUGAAAUUAUAUUUUUAGAUAGUGCAAAAUGUUUGGACUUCUGUGCUAAAAUGUUCUAAUGAUACAGAUUUUGAGUCAAAAAUGAAAAAUGCAUUCCAUACUGAAUUUGUGUAUUUCAUUUAAAAUUACUAUCCUGUGAUAUGGGAAAUUGAGUUGCUUAUCAUGUAUAUGUACUUUAAAAUGUAUUCACAAACUACUGUUGUAUUUGUAUAAAAUAUAGACAAAAGAUUGCAUAUAUAUUUUUGUGUAUAAGCUCUGUAAAAUAGCUAUCACAUUAUGAGGCUGCAGCAGAAAUUCAUUUUAGACAUUCAUAUCCAAAGAAACAGACUAUUUAUUGUCCACAUACCCUGAUGAUAAUAUAACUUGCUGCUAUUAAACAAUAGUGCUGCAGCUUCUUGUGGCCUACAGUGUUAUGUUUGCUGUACAAAAAUAUGUGAACUCCACAAAAUAUCAAUAAAACAGAAUGGUUUUAGUUAUGUACAAAAUAUGCCUGGAAU
Messenger RNA from Hemicordylus capensis (graceful crag lizard), 6864 nucleotides. It is a transcript of the gene PLAG1, whose product is annotated as PLAG1 zinc finger. Gene Ontology annotation, biological process: regulation of transcription by RNA polymerase II; cell fate commitment. Bases 530 to 2035 code for a protein of 501 amino acids. Gene Ontology annotation, molecular function: DNA-binding transcription factor activity; histone deacetylase binding; RNA polymerase II cis-regulatory region sequence-specific DNA binding. The record is from RefSeq and is a predicted model, not a curated record. Lineage: Eukaryota; Metazoa; Chordata; Lepidosauria; Squamata; Cordylidae. Gene Ontology annotation, cellular component: cytoplasm; nucleus. The transcript is spliced from 4 exons.